AUGACGGCACCAGUCGAUUACAGCACAUAUCUGGUCACUGACUCAACGCCAGGAAUCUUGGGGGACCGGGACCUCUGCCAAGUCGUCGAGGCUGCACUACAGGGUGGUGUUACCAUCGUCCAGUACAGAGACAAGCACUCAUCAAGAGACGUCGUCGUCGAGACUGCCAAGAAGCUCCAUGAUAUCUGCAAACGAUUCCAGGUCCCGUUUCUGAUCAACGACCAAGUUGACGUUGCUGCAGAGAUUGGCUGCGAUGGUGCACACAUAGGCCAGGAUGACUUGGGCAUCAAGCAAGCCAGAGAACUCCUCGGCCCCAACAAAAUCAUCGGCGUGACGGCCAGCUCCGUCGAGGAGGCCCUCCAAGCAGCCAAAGCCGGCGCGGACUACCUGGGAAUCGGGACCGUGUACUCUACCCAGACCAAGAAGGACACAAAGUCCAUCAUCGGACCCAGCGGCGUGCGGACGAUCCUCUCGCAGCUGGCUGCCAGCGGCCACGGCGCCAUCUCCACCGUCUGCAUCGGCGGCAUCAACAUCUCCAACACGCAGCAGGUCAUGACGCAGAGCAGCGCGCCGGCCAAGAGCCUGGACGGCGUCGCCGUGGUGAGCGCCAUCAUCGCCGCCGCCGACCCUGCCGCGGCCGCUGGAGAGCUGAGCUCGAAGGUCCUCACAGCCAAGGUCCCGGAUGUCAUCCAAGCAGUAGCCAGGAAGACGCCGUUGUCCCAUAACAUGACCAACCUUGUCGUCCAGAACUUCGCCGCCAAUGUCGGCCUCGCAGUCGGCGCAAGCCCCAUCAUGGCAAACUACGCCGAGGAGGCCGCCGACCUGGCCAAGCUGGGAGGCUCCCUCGUCAUCAACAUGGGCACCGUCACCCCGGACGGCCUCAAGAACUACGUCCAGGCACUCGAGGCCUACAACGCCGCAGGCGGGCCAGUCCUCCUCGACCCCGUCGGUGCCGGAGCCACCGCCGUCCGCCGCUCAGCAGUAAAGACCCUCCUCGCCGCCGGCUCCUUCGCCGUCAUCAAAGGCAACGAGGGCGAGAUCCAGACCCUCCACGGCAGCACCGUCACCCAGCGCGGCGUCGACUCCGACUCCACCCUCUCCCUCGCCCAGCGCGCCUCCGUCGUGCAGUCCGUCGCCCGCGCCCACGGCUCCGUCGUCCUCAUGACGGGCGUCACCGACAUCCUCAGCGACGGCCGCCGCACCUUCCGCGUCGACAACGGCCACGAGCUGCUCGCCCAGGUCACGGGGACGGGGUGCACCCUCGGCACCACCAUCAGCGCCAUGAUCGCCGCCUACCCGCACGACACCCUCGUGGCCGCCGUGGCCGGCACCGCCAUGUUCGGGGUCGCGGCCGAGCUGGCUGCGGGUAGGGCCGAGGUGCGAGGUCCGGGGACCUUUGUUCCCGCUUUCAUCGACGAGCUGUACGGCGUCAGGAAGGCGACGGCAGAGAAUGACUCUCGCUGGCUGUCGCUCGUCAAAAUUUCUCGCAUCUGA
Molecule: messenger RNA, 1494 nt
Organism: Clonostachys byssicola
Lineage: Eukaryota; Fungi; Ascomycota; Sordariomycetes; Hypocreales; Bionectriaceae
Source: the annotation of a GenBank genome assembly